GGGCCAAGGCGGCGAAUGCUGCCCGCAGCUGCGGCCCCGGUGGCGGAGACCCGGUUGCCGCACGGCUUGGCGAGGCCAGGGUUGUUCGUGGAGGCGGGAGCGGCGCGGGGCGCGGGUGCUGCUCCGGGAGACCCGGCCCCGCCUGAAGGAGAACCGAGAGCAGGCAGCGCCGGCCCCUUGUGUCCUUCCCGGGCAGUUCUCGGGCGCGGCGGCGGACGCGGGCUCGGGGGCCGGAGCGGCCUGGCCGGGGCUUUGAGCGGCCCUGGGUCUCGAAUGCCCUCGAGGCGGUCAGCGAUCGCCGCCGCUCCCGGUCUGGACAAGUGGCGAUGGGGUCACCUUCGGGGCUCCGACUGGGAACCGGCACCGUCCCGGCUGCCUCUGGUGGGAACAGAAGUCCAGCUGUAACGCGAGGGACCUUUACGUGAGCGAAGUUGUGUGAAAGUCAAAGAAACCAUCUCACCUAGGUGAAAAAAGAGCUGGAGGGUUCAUCAGUCAUGGCACUAAGGGCAUUGAAAUUUGCCUCAUUGACAGCAGCUGCUUCUGGCAUCUAUCUGUAUGGAAACAAGUUCCUGGAUCCUAAUGAUUUUGGAGUUGUUCGUGUGGGCCGAGCCAUUGCCACAACAGCAGUUAUCACCUAUGACUACCUCACCUCUCUUCGGAGUGUCCCAUAUGGAUCAGAGGAGUAUGAAUUCCUCAAAUCACAGGUGCACCUGCGCUCUGCUGAGCGCCUCCGGGAGUUGUGCUGCUCCAACCGAGGCACCUUCAUCAAGGUGGGACAGCACCUGGGAGCGCUGGACUACCUCCUGCCUGAGGAGUACACCCGCACCCUCAAGGUGCUGCACAGCCAGGCCCCGCAGAGCACCAGGCAGGAGAUUGAGCAAGUUAUCCGUGAGGAUCUAGGCAAAGAGAUAAAAGAGCUCUUCUUGAGUUUUGAGGACACUCCCUUGGGAGCAGCAUCACUAGCCCAGGUACACAAAGCAGUGCUGCAGGAUGGGAGAACAGUGGCGGUGAAAAUCCAGCACCCCAAGGUGCAAGCUCAGAGCUCCAAGGAUAUUUUGCUCAUGGAGGUUCUCCUCUUGGUUGUGAAGCAGAUUUUUCCAGAUUUUGAGUUCAUGUGGCUGGUGGAAGAAGCUAAGAAGAAUCUGCCCUUGGAGCUGGAUUUCCUCAAUGAAGGCAGAAAUGCUGAGAAGGUUGCUCAUAUGCUCAAAAACUUUGACUUCCUGAAGGUCCCGAGGAUCUACUGGGAGCUCUCAACAAGGCGCGUCCUUCUCAUGGAGUUUAUGGAAGGGGGACAGGUGAACGACAGGGCCUAUAUGGAGAGGAAUGGCAUCAACGUCAAUGAGAUCUCUCGCAACCUGGGGAAGCUCUACAGCGAAAUGAUCUUUGUGAAUGGCUUUGUGCACUGUGACCCACACCCAGGCAAUGUGCUAGUGAAGAAAUGCCCAGCCUCUGGCAAGGCUUACAUUAUCCUCCUGGAUCAUGGGCUCUACCAGGUGCUGAGCGAGUCAUUCCGCAUGGACUACUGCCGCCUUUGGCAGGCCCUCAUCAAGGCUGAUAUGAAGAGGGUGCAGAAGUACAGCCGACGGCUUGGGGCAGGGGAUUUGUAUCCUCUCUUUGCCUGCAUGCUGACUGCCAGAUCUUGGGAGUCUGUCAACAGGGGCAUUGACCAGUCACCAGUCUCUGCCAGCGAGGACAUGGAGAUCCGGUCCAACGCUGCUGCUUACUUGCCCCAGAUCACCCAGCUCCUCAACAAUGUCCCCCGCCAGAUGCUGCUUCUGCUGAAGACCAAUGACUUGUUAAGGGGGAUUGAGUCAGCCCUGCACACACGGGCCAGUGCCAGCUCCUUCCUCAACAUGUCUCGCUGCUGCAUCAGAGCUGUUUCCACGUACCAGAGGAACAAGAGUCACUCGCUUUACAGGAGGGCCCAGAUCUCACUCGCAGAAGCCCUAAGCCUGUGGCAGAUCAACUUGUAUGAACUCUUUCUGUGGCUGAAGGGGUCCCAGCUGGGGAACUGGGUCAUUGCUCUCCUGAGACGGAUGCACCAUUUCACAUACUGACAUGAACUGGUGGGAGAGGCCUGGGUGCUCCCUCCCUCCUUUCUGCUCUCCAUGGCACAUUUGCCUUUCUCACUGUUUCUGUUUUUGGGUCUUACUCCACAUCACACACUGCACUGUCCUUGUCUUUUACAGCAUUAGCUUCCUCUGUGGUACAGAGAAGUUGAGUUGGUACCAGAGCCCUAUUGUUUUGUGGUUUAGGAAAAGUAGGUGCAUGAUGCCUUGUGUCAGGAAAGACAGGAAAGUAUACUUUCUUUCCUCAUUUGUGCAGGUUAAAUUCCACUUAGAUUCUAGUGGGAUCGCACCAGAAGCAAAUACCUCUUUGACUCUUUCUUAAACAAUCUUAAAGAAUUUAAUAGAAUCCCAACCCUACCUAGAAUGCCCCAAAACAUUUCUCAGACCCUCAGAGAGAGGUGGUAAGUCCCUUUAAAAUGCAAUAGGGUUUAUAUUAGUUUGUACAAUCUCCUUAGUCUGAUUUCUGUUCAGGUGUGUAGAAGGUUUCUCAGACUAGUGAGGCCUUGUGGAAAGCUGUCACUAGGGUUUUCUCUUCCAGCACCAGGGAAAUAGGACUCAAAUGGUAAGAGUGGUAGACUGGGAGUCUGACUUUCUAAGGUUCAUCUCCAGUCCUGUCAGCAGGUGCCUCUGUUUUUGGACUUCUCCUGGCCUGUUUCCUUGCAGGUGAAGUGGGGGAAGAGGACAGUGAUCUUACCUCUCUUCUCAAAUUCAGGGGAGGCAGUAGGAAUGACAACUCAGGGCUCUGAAACUGCUGGUAAUGUAUGUGUACUGUACAAUACUUCCACACAACAAAAUAAAUGAAGACCUUUGGGGGAGGGAU
This is a messenger RNA of Corvus hawaiiensis (hawaiian crow), 2889 nucleotides long. It is a transcript of the gene ADCK1, whose product is annotated as aarF domain containing kinase 1. The transcript has 11 exons. The coding region runs from base 495 to 2057 and encodes 520 amino acids. Lineage: Eukaryota; Metazoa; Chordata; Aves; Passeriformes; Corvidae. Gene Ontology annotation, molecular function: ATP binding; protein kinase activity. Gene Ontology annotation, cellular component: mitochondrial inner membrane. Gene Ontology annotation, biological process: lipid homeostasis; mitochondrion organization; protein phosphorylation. The record is from RefSeq and is a predicted model, not a curated record.